This is a messenger RNA of Asparagus officinalis (garden asparagus), 642 nucleotides long. RefSeq names its product protein DA1-related 1-like. Gene Ontology annotation, molecular function: ubiquitin binding. The transcript is spliced from 7 exons. Lineage: Eukaryota; Viridiplantae; Streptophyta; Magnoliopsida; Asparagales; Asparagaceae. The record is from RefSeq and is a predicted model, not a curated record.
AUGGAAAUUCCUAAAAAUAUCAAUGGCCUCAUUGAAUAUAGAGCGCAUCCUUUCUGGCUUCAAAACUAUUUUCCUUCUCAUGAGGUCGAUUGUACUCCAUGAUGUUGCAGUUGUGAAAGAAUGGAGGCAAGAGAUACAAAAUAUGUGGCCCUUGAUGAUGGGAGGAAGCUAUGUCUAGAAUGUUUGGAUUCUUCAAUAAUGGACACCAGUGAAUGCCAGCCUCUUUAUCUGGAUAUACAAGAAUUUUAUGAAGGUUUGAAUAUGAAAGUGGAACAACAGAUUCCAUUACUUUUGGUUGAGAGACAAGCCCUUAAUGAGGCCAUGGAAGGUGAAAAAAGUGGGCCUCAUCAUCUCCCUGAAACUAGAGGUCUCUGCCUUUCUGAAGAACAUACACUCAGCACUAUUUUAAGAAGGCCUAGGAUUGGGGCUGGAAAUAGAACAGUGGAUAUGAUCAUAGAGCCUUAUAGGCUUACACGCUGGUGUGAAGUAACUGCAAUUCUUAUUCUGUAUGGACUACCAAGAUUAUUGACGGGGUCCAUAUUGGCACACGAGAUGAUGCAUGCUUGGUUGUGGCUUAAAGGCUAUCCAUGCAAGAUUAAGAGAGGUGGGGUAGCUCGAUCGAGUCUUCUUUUGACGAGAUGA